ACAAUGGUACAGGCAGCAUCACGCUGCACAAUGGUUUCCAGGCAGUGAAAGAGGGUGAUUCAGCAAGCCACUCUCCUUCUUCUUUUUUUAAAUCCUCCCCUUUUCUUUUUAUUUUUAUGGGGGUUGGUGGUGCAUGUUAUAUGCUUACCUUUUUUUUUUUUUCCGUUUUCAUUUUUACAAAUUUCUUUUUUUCUCCUCACCCCUCAAUUCCUAGGGGCUUGAGUGAGUUUAAGACUGGGUCUUCUUGGAAAUCACCUCUCUAUCAUUAAUUUUAAAUAAUCUCUCCACCUCCAAAAAAUUAUCUUCCUCAUUACAGUUUGGAAUGUGGUCAAUGAAAACCAAGUAGGGAGGAUUUCUGGGGCAGACACUGCCGGAUCAGGAUCGUAGUUCUCAGACACGGAAUGGCUAGCGUGAGAAAUAUCAACAGCAGGACCAUCUCAGAUCUUGGUUAUGGCAACUCAUGCAGGAAGCUGUUGAAUUAGACCCAUUUCCUAUAGAUGAGAAACCAUAUAAGCAGUGGUAUUUAUGAGCCUUCAUUUCUUAUACUACUGCAGUGAACCAACCUUGGAUGUGAAAAUUGCCUUUUGUCAGGUGUGUGUUCCUUACAGGUAGAACAAGGGAUUUGAUAAACAAGUGGAUGUGUCAUAUAUUGCCAAACAUUACAACAUGAGCAAAAGCAAAGUGGACAACCAAUUCUACAGUGUGGAAGUGGGAGACUCAACCUUCACAGUUCUCAAGCGCUACCAGAAUCUAAAGCCUAUUGGCUCUGGGGCUCAGGGAAUAGUUUGUGCUGCAUAUGAUGCUGUCCUUGACAGAAAUGUGGCCAUUAAGAAGCUCAGCCGGCCAUUUCAGAACCAAACACAUGCCAAGAGAGCUUACCGGGAGCUGGUCCUCAUGAAGUGUGUGAACCAUAAAAAUAUUAUUAGUUUAUUAAAUGUCUUCACACCCCAGAAAACGCUGGAGGAGUUCCAAGAUGUUUACUUAGUAAUGGAACUGAUGGAUGCCAACUUGUGUCAGGUGAUUCAGAUGGAAUUAGACCAUGAGCGAAUGUCUUACCUGCUAUACCAAAUGUUGUGUGGCAUCAAGCAUCUCCACUCUGCUGGGAUUAUUCACAGGGAUUUAAAACCAAGUAACAUUGUAGUCAAGUCUGAUUGCACAUUGAAAAUCCUUGACUUUGGACUGGCCAGGACAGCAGGCACAAGCUUCAUGAUGACCCCUUAUGUGGUGACACGUUAUUACAGAGCCCCUGAGGUCAUCCUGGGAAUGGGCUACAAGGAGAACGUUGACAUGUGGUCAGUAGGGUGCAUCAUGGGAGAAAUGAUAAAAGGUGCAGUGCUCUUUCCUGGCACUGAUCAUAUUGACCAGUGGAAUAAGGUAAUUGAGCAACUAGGAACACCUUGCCCGGAAUUCAUGAAGAAAUUGCAACCCACAGUAAGAAACUAUGUGGAGAAUCGGCCCAAGUAUGCAGGACUCACCUUCCCCAAGCUCUUUCCAGAUUCCCUCUUCCCAGCGGACUCUGAGCACAAUAAACUUAAAGCCAGCCAAGCCAGGGAUUUGUUGUCAAAGAUGCUAGUGAUUGACCCAGCCAAGAGGAUAUCAGUGGAUGACGCCUUACAGCACCCUUACAUCAACGUCUGGUACGAUCCUGCUGAAGUGGAGGCGCCUCCACCUCAGAUAUAUGACAAACAGCUGGAUGAAAGAGAGCACACCAUUGAAGAAUGGAAAGAACUUAUUUACAAGGAAGUGAUGAGUUCAGAAGAAAAGACUAAAAAUGGCGUAGUAAAAGGACAACCUUCUCCUUCAGCACAGGUGCAGCAGUGAACAGCAGUGAGAGUCUCCCUCCAUCCUCGUCUGUCAAUGACAUCUCCUCCAUGUCCACCGACCAGACCCUGGCAUCUGACACUGACAGCAGCCUGGAAGCCUCGGCGGGACCCCUGGGUUGUUGCAGGUGACUAGCCGCCUGCCUGCGAAACCCAGCGUUCUUCAGGAGAUGAUGUGAUGGAACACACACAUACACACACACACAGACACUCAUGCACACACACAAAUGCAGACACAAAAUGUCAAGAAAUCAGAAAGGGAGAGAAUCCAAGCCUAAAAUUGAAACAAAUCUUUCAGCCUGCUUCUUCUCCAAAGUUCUGUAAUGCAGCUAAGCUCAAAUGUCUAUUUAACUUCUAGUUGCUCUUGCUUUGGUCUCCUUCCAAUGAUGCUUAUUACAGAAAGCAGAUCAAACACAAUUAGAGAAGCCUUUCACAUAAAGUGUAAUUUAAAUGGCUGCAAAACCAGCAACCCGUAACUGCCCUUUCAAAUGGCAUGACAAGGUGUGCAGUGGCCCCAUCCAGCAUGUGUGUGUCUCUAUCUUGCAUCUACCUGCUCCUUUUGGCCUAGUCAGAUGGAUGUAGAUACAGAUCCGCAUGUGUCUGUACUCAUACAGCACUACGUAGAGAUGCUACUGUCAGUGUCCUCAGGGCUGUCCCAAGACAUCACGCACUGGGGUACCACAUGGUCCAUUUCAUGUGAUCUAUUACUCUGACAUAAACCCAUCUGUAAUAUAUUGCCAGUAUAUAAGCUGUUUAGUUUGUUAAUUGAUUAAGCUGUAUGUCUUAUAAGAAACCAUGUAAAGGGGGAUAUAUGAGGGGAGUGAGCUCUCGGACCCUUGAAGAUGUAGCUUCCAAAUUUAAACUGAUUAAAUGGCACCUGUAUACCAAUUUAUAGAAAGAACAUAUGUGAUGCUUAUGUACAGUGUGUGUGUGGGGAGGGGUAACAGUUUUCAGGUUCUGAAUGGUUUGACCUUUAGAAAGAAGGUGUGAAUAAAGGCUGAGGACCUUUUCUCAGACAGCAAACAGGUUGCAGGGAGCAGAGAGUAGGGCUGAGGUGUGGACCAGAACCAAAAGGAAAUUAUUGCCCAGGUGCUAGGGGGCACCACUGUCCAUAUUUUAAAGAGUAGACCCCCAUUUGUCAUUUCUAGAUUACAUGUCAUGACAGGAGUCUGUAGGAGAGUGGCAGGUGGUGAGGCAGGGUCAUCACAUACACUUUGGAAGGUAAGAAUCCUUCCCAGAAACAAAGUGGAAUUGCCUUCCUGUGACUUACUUAGCAGAACACAAGCCCACCUAGACUCCUUUCAGAUUGUAGGUUGACUUUUCUAUUUGUGGACUGCUUCCCAGAUUCAUAUCCUGCCAAGGUUUUAUUUUGAGAAGAAAUAAUGCUUUCCUCUUCUGGAAGAAAAAUACAAUUAACUAGUUAAAAUAAAAUCCCCAAAGCACAGGGUGAUCCUUAGAUUAGCAUUUGAAAACAUCUCCAGAGACAUUGGUAUUUCUCAGGAGUUUCCCUGACUCCUUUAUAUGACUAAUGUUUCAUGUUUAUUUAUUUAUUUUCAUGAGUUUGAACAAUCCAAGAAGGGCUGAUAAUCAGAAAUUUGUACUGCAGUAGAUGAUGUGAGAGCAAUAACUGCCACAAGUUACUGCGGCUAAAUGGUGUUAGCAAUAUGAGUUUGUCUCAAAGCCAUGAAGCAUUAAUGUCGAUGUUUAGCAAAAUCAUCUGAAUUUAGUUUCAAUUAAAUGAAAGUGCUUUUCCGAGCACCAAUGGAGGCACUGUGAAACCUCUUGGUUAUAUACUCGGCAAUACCAGUGUGACUUCUCAGCAAUAAUAGGAACGAGACACAGGCUUCCCUUCUUUUUUCACUUUGGUGAAGUACCAUCACAGUUAUUUGCACUCUAGCCAUUUUGGUGCUCACCAAUGUGGUGAUAUUUCACCUGAAAAAGAAGUGAAACACAUGAAAUGGAUGGUUGGUGAGUGUGAUAUGACUGGCAAAUGGAAAGCCCCACAGAAACAGAGAGAAGGAGAAUGCCAUUACUCUGCAAACUGCCUUAAUACAAUAACAGAGAAGCUGUCUCUUUUCAAGCAAUAGAGUCCCUAGGGACCUGCACCCACCACUACCACCACCACCACCACCACCACGUGAGCUGUGCUUCCUUUGUGGGAUUGCUUCACACACUAGGAUUCCUUAUAAGGGGCAAUUUGCUUAAAAUGGAGAGAACAUCAUUAGAUUGCGCAGCUUAUCCCCCGGAAUAAGAAUGUCCCACUCUAUCUUGCUACCAUUCUUUUUGGUUAAUAUUUCAGAUGACCUGGGUCAUAUUAAUGCCCCCUCCUUCAUAUGAGCUCUGUUACUUUUCUUUCUGUUGAAUUCCUUUCUUUUAAACUUCUUUUAUUUGUAUCCAUACUCUCUACUUCUCUUCUUCCUCUGUAUUUUGUCCUUGAUAUAUCUGUGGCCUCACCCCCCAACCCACACACACAGUUUAUACCACAUGGGAUUAAGUGCAGAGAGCAGACAGCUGCUUGAAAGACACAAGUCUGGAGGGGAAUUUCAUCAGUCACAGAUGACACCAGACACAAAGGGAGAUCUCCAGCAGCAUCCUCAAAGAUCUUGACAGG
This is a messenger RNA of Marmota flaviventris (yellow-bellied marmot), 4431 nucleotides long. NCBI's taxonomy places the organism in Eukaryota, Metazoa, Chordata, Mammalia, Rodentia, Sciuridae. The record is from RefSeq and is a predicted model, not a curated record.